AUGGAGGAAGCCUCGCUGCUCGGCGGGGUACCCAGCCCCGAGGAGGAGAUGGUGACCGAGCUGUUCAGCCCAGAGAGUCCGUUCGUGUCGGAAAACCUCGCCCCGAAGCCGCCAGCCGUGGUGAAGCAUGAGGAGGACGAGUUCCACGUGUUCCAGGACGCCUACCUGGGCCCGGCCGAGCCCCAGGAGCCCCUCCUGCACGCGUUCAGCCCCGCGCUGGGCGGGGACGGCGCGGGCAAGGUCAAGGUGGAGCUGCUGGUGGACGCCAGCGACGAGGAGGAGGCCCUGGGCGAGUACCCGGGGCUGCCCGAGCUCACCCCGCUGGACGACGCCGCGCUGCCCGCCCCGCAGCCCGCCUACAACGUGCACUUCCUGCCCUCGCUGCUGCCCCCGCACCGCAGCCCCGCGGUCGUGCCGCUGGGCGCCUGGGCCCGGGAAGGAGCCGCCCACCCUGGGGUCCGGGUGAUUCCAGUUGAACUAAAGGAAGCAGGCGGGACUCUGACAAGUAACAAUCCAGAGGAGACAACUCUUCAGAAUCCUCUUGCUCAGGAAUCGUGCUGCAAGUUCCCAUCGUCCCAAGAACCAGAGGACGCCUCUGGCUGUUCUUACAAGAAAGACUUGAACCCAAUGGUGAUAUGUCAGUUGAAAGGGGGUACACAGAUGCUGUGUAUAGACAACUCUGGCACGAGAGAACUAAAAGCACUUCAUUUGGUUCCUCAGUAUCAAAACCAAAAUAAUUAUCUACAGUCAGAUGUCUCAAAACCAAUGACUACUUUAGUAGGAAGAUUUUUGCCAGUACCAGCAAAAUUAAAUCUCAUUACACAACAACUUGAUAACGGAGCCUUACCAUCUGUAGUCAACGGAUCUGCUUUCCCCUCGGGAUCAGCUCUUCCAGGACCACCAAAAAUAACUUUGGCUGGGUACUGCGAUUGCUUUGCCAGUGGGGACUUUUGCAACAACUGCAAUUGUAAUAAUUGUUGCAACAAUUUGCGUCAUGAAAUCGAACGGUUUAAAGCCAUUAAGGCAUGUCUUGAUAGAAAUCCAGAAGCUUUCCAGCCAAAAAUCGGGAAAGGCAAGUUGGGAGACGUGAAGCCUAGACAUAACAAGGGCUGUAACUGUAAGAGAUCAGGCUGCCUUAAGAAUUACUGCGAGUGCUAUGAGGCCAAAAUUAUGUGUUCUUCUAUUUGCAAAUGCAUUGGCUGCAAAAAUUAUGAAGAAAGCCCAGAACGAAAAUCUCUAAUAAACAUGCCAAACUACAUGGAGACUGGAGGUUUCGAAGGCAGCCAUCAUUUGUCACCAACUAAACUUUCAGGACUUCCCAAAUUCAGCAAAGAUAGGCGACCUUCCUCCUGCAUCUCCUGGGAGGUGGUGGAGGCCACCUGUGCCUGCCUGCUGGCUCAGGGCGAGGAGGCGGAGAAGGAACGGUGCUCCCAGUGCCUGGCGGAGCAGAUGAUCCUGGAGGAAUUUGGAAGGUGCUUAUCACAGAUUCUGCACAUUGAAUUUAAAUCCAAGGGGCUGAAAAUUGAGUAG
Messenger RNA from Otolemur garnettii (small-eared galago), 1530 nucleotides. RefSeq names its product testis expressed metallothionein like protein (gene TESMIN). The coding region runs from base 1 to 1530 and encodes 509 amino acids. The record is from RefSeq and is a predicted model, not a curated record. The transcript is spliced from 9 exons. NCBI's taxonomy places the organism in Eukaryota, Metazoa, Chordata, Mammalia, Primates, Galagidae. Gene Ontology annotation, biological process: regulation of DNA-templated transcription. Gene Ontology annotation, cellular component: nucleus.